Molecule: messenger RNA, 609 nt
Organism: Pestalotiopsis fici W106-1
Lineage: Eukaryota; Fungi; Ascomycota; Sordariomycetes; Amphisphaeriales; Sporocadaceae
Exons: 2
Coding region: 1-609 (202 amino acids)
Cellular component (GO): extracellular exosome; endoplasmic reticulum-Golgi intermediate compartment
Molecular function (GO): calcium ion binding
Source: RefSeq, a predicted model, not a curated record
AUGCGCUCGAUACUCCUUGCAACGAUAGCCCUGGCUGGCGGAGUAGUUGCCCACGGUGAUCACGGCGGAUCGCAGAAGCCAAUUGUCGAUGAGAACGCAAAUUGGAUGACAAAACACAUGGCUGAGGAACACCACAUAAGCGAUUUCGAUGCGUCCUCCUUUUUCCUGCUGCACGAUUUCGACGGCGACAGCAAAUGGGAACCUGAAGAAAUUCUUCGGACCUACGGUCUCUAUGAUGAAUCCAAUCAGAACGUCUCGCCCCAACGACGAGCUGAGAUAACGCGACAAAUCCUGGCCUUGAUUGACACGGACGGUUCCGGUUAUGUCACGCGCGAUGAGUUUGUCAUCUUCAUCAACGAAGGCAAGACCCUACCGGAUAUGGGUACGGGUCCAGGACAUCAUGGCGACGACGAAUAUGAGUACGAAAUUCACCACUGGGAAAAGUACCACGAUGAGAACACCAAGCUCGAAGAUCUUACACAUCCCGAAGAUAUUGAGCAUUUCCGGAAACACGAACUUUUGGAAGAAGAGGAGGAGAAGCUUGAAAUACUCAACUCGAUGAGCAUUGUUCCCGAGAACAUCCCGGCCAAGUUCAGGAGAACAAGGUAA